Molecule: messenger RNA, 3838 nt
Organism: Pseudovirgaria hyperparasitica
Lineage: Eukaryota; Fungi; Ascomycota; Dothideomycetes; Acrospermales; Acrospermaceae
Product: TBC-domain-containing protein
Exons: 4
Coding region: 101-3460 (1119 amino acids)
Molecular function (GO): calcium ion binding
Source: RefSeq, a predicted model, not a curated record
CACCAUGUAUAGCAGCUCGCACUUCAGCUUCGUAUCGCCGUGAUACCCAGGCUACUGGACAUAGACAGAUUGUGAGCUUAAAACAAUGCAGCUUUGAGCAAUGUUCAGUUUUCAGAGUCUAGUCCAGAAAGCUCAGCAGUUUAUCGAACCCACCCUCUCCGUUGCCAGCCCCUCAAGCGACCGCAGACCUACCAAAGCCUCGCUAUUCCGACACCAGUUUCGCUUGCCGGACUCGCAAAAUCCUCUCCAAGAGAUAACUGCCGAGCUUACGCUUUCCCCACACCAUAGUACAAGAGGCUCAGGUGAUUCUCCGGAGAAAGAGAGGGAAAGACCUCAGGGCAUCCAUUAUGUGGGGAAGCUUCAUCUGAGUGAACAGUAUCUUUGCUUCUCCACGCAAGCAUCAAGUUUCUUGAACUCUGCCAGCUUGAGCACUUCGAGUGCUUUCACUGGUCAAACGCAUGGCGCUGGUCCCGGAGGCAAUGGGUUUACUCUCCCCCUGUGUGCGAUAAGGCGCGUUGAGAGACUGCAUAGCCAAAGCUAUAUGUUUGCUCUGGCGAUAACAACAUGGCAUGGAUUUGACAACAAGAGCAAGAGUGGAGAAAUCGGUGGUCCCCAGAAGCUCACAGUUCAGCUCGCUGGAAGUCGCCAACAGUGCGAGAGAUUUUGCGACGGACUGAAGAAGGGUCUAAGGGAGGGCGUUAAAGGGACAGAUAACCUCCGUUCAGUUGUGAACGACUGCUACUCGGAGUAUCUGAUCGCUACCGACAUCGAGAAUAAAGAUGCUGGGCCAGGGGAGCAAAGAGAUCCUCCUGACACAGGCCUGGGGACGGUGUUCCGAUAUCCAGGUAAUGCGCGAAAGCUGCGAGACGCUACCAAGAUACGGCUAUGGCGAGAGUAUCUCAAAGAAAACGGGCGGAACGCAACUCUCAUACGUCAACCAACAUUCCACAAGUUAAUUCGCGUCGGCCUACCUAAUCGCCUCCGUUCAGAAAUAUGGGAGCUGACUUCAGGUUCAUUCUUCCUGCGUCUACAGAAUCCAAAGCUUUACACUGAGACAUUGGCCAAGUAUUCCGGACAGCAGUCCUUGGCAAUAGACGAGAUUGAGAAAGACUUAAAUCGCAGUCUUCCAGAGUAUCCUGGGUUCCAGAGCGAAGAAGGAAUCGGUAGGCUUCGAAGGGUCCUUACAGCCUACAGUUGGACGAAUGAGGAGGUCGGCUACUGCCAAGCAAUGAAUAUAGUUGUCGCUGCCUUGCUAAUAUACAUGUCCGAAUCUCAGGCUUUUUACCUUUUAUCUGUUCUUUGCGAUAGACUCCUACCUGGCUACUACUCCACGACGAUGUACGGUACGUUGCUAGACCAACGUGUCUUUGAAUCUCUGGUUGAGAAGACUAUGCCGAUACUAUGGGACCACCUUGUCAAGUCGGACGUGCAGUUAUCAGUUGUGUCACUUCCGUGGUUCCUCUCACUCUACAUCAACUCAAUGCCACUCAUAUUUGCUUUUAGAGUGUUGGAUGUCUUCUUCCUUGAGGGACCCAAAGUGCUUUUCCAGAUUGGACUCGCCAUUCUGAGGAUAAAUGGUGAAGAUCUACUGGACGCCGCGGAUGAUGGCACUUUUAUAUCAGUCCUGAAGACGUAUUUUGCAAGACUAGAUGAGUCAGCACAUCCGCGCUCUGAGAAUCCAAAGCUGCGGGCAGUAACACGGUUCCAAGAGUUGAUGGUUGUUGCGUUCAAAGAAUUUGCUGGGAUCACCCAAAAUACGAUAUCGGAGCAACGAUCGAAACACAAAGAUGCAGUUCUCGAAAACAUCGAGAACUUCGCCAAGAGGACGUCCAUACGUAAUCUUGGGCCUGAGAGUAAGAAGCUGAGUCUAAACGACCUUGGCUUUCUUUACGAUCGGUUCUACGGGGUCCUUUACGAAAGACAGCAGAGGGCUGAGAUCAUUCAACAGGAAGCUGAUCGUAAAGCGAAGGCUGGGAAGGCGAAAGCAACUGAGAUCGUAACCGGCAUCCCUGGCAACGAUGUGGAGAUGGGUCGAGUUGCACUAGGGCCCAGUCCUACACAGAUGGAUUAUGAGGGCUUUCGGGAGUUCUUGGCAGGCCUAGCACGAUGGGCAGUGACUGAUUCUCCAACCUCCACUCAGUUGAAUGGUCAUGAUUCUCAAUCUCACUCGUACUUCGGUGGCAGUAUGCGCAGUCGCAGUAUACAAAUGUCACCCUGGGGUUCAGGACCCGAGCCAGCAGAGCAUGAGUUCAUGAACAGACUGUUUCGGAGAUGGGAUACCAACAUGCAUAGUUCACUGAGCCUGCAAGAUGUCGUCACUGGAUUUGCGCAAGUGAAGGGCACGAAAGACAUCAUGUCGAACAUUGCGUAUUUCUUUGACUUGUACGACGACGAUGGAGACGGCAAGGUGGAUCGCGAAGGUAUUCUGCGAAUAUCUGAGGCACUCCUAUUUCUCUCACGAAGAGGGAUAGACAGCCCUGCGACUUCGUCCCCUGCCAUGCAAGACCUGCAUGUCACAGACGGACCAAGCAGGAACGAGCAAUUCCUCAGUAGUGUAUCUGCUUUCAUACGACGCUGCUUUGAAUACGCCGAUCCUGAUCACCCAGUAAACCAAGCUGGGAACCCUGUAGAGCCGCAGGAGAAGAGGGAGGAGAAGGGGGAGGAGAAGAAAGAUGAAGAACUAGCAGAUCCCGACGCCUUCAGCAUAGGCGACGACGACGAUGACGAAGAUCUUCUCGACCUUAAAGAUUCUCCAGCACCCUCCACCCCUAAACUCACGAGCAAUCCUUCUGCACAAGCUUCACAAACACUCUCCAAAUCUCUUAGUCCCUCUUCACGUGCUGAAAAACACGCUGCCAAUGUCGCUCUUGACCCUAAUAACCCGCUGCAUAUCACUCUCCCGACGUUCCGAAUGGUCAUUCUCGCCGACGAAAUCCUUGAACAGUUUUUCGAAUCAGAUUUCUCGAACUCCUUCCGCCUAGCCGAUGCCCCAGCUCCCUCGUCGGCAUCGUCGUCUUCCAACCUCAACACGUUCGCCAACCCAACUGGCCGUGGUAGCACCGCUAAGCCUGCCAUUCCAAUUCCUGGCUCCGGCGGCGUCGUACCACCCGGCAAAGGACUCCGUGGCAUGCUCGACAACAUUGUAUCCGACGGCAUGCGUGUCGCAGCAGAGGUCAAGCGCCGCAUGGACGAGGCUCAAAAGGAACUCGAUCGUGAGGCCGCACGACACGGUGGUGUGGGAGGAGACGAAGACGACGAGGAUGACCAAGAGGCCGAGAAGGAGAGGCGGAGUAUCCGUGAAGGAGAUCGAGAUCUGCUCGAGGGUAUGGAGACGGAGGAUGUUGAGAGUGGUAAGGCAAGCGCGCCGACUAUUUCAAAUGCACAGGCGUCGCAGACGGAGAAGACGAGGAGUCCGAGUCCGACGAGAGACAGGGAGGAUGUUGUGGAAUUUGAGCGCUAAGCUGGCAUGGAAUGCAAAGAGUCUUGAGAAGAAUCGGCGCUUCUGGUGUUUUGUUCUGUUAUGGUGCAAGACGAUCCUACAUACCUUGGAUUUUGAUGGCGUGACUUACCCUCUUACUUGUGCUUCGGUCGAUGGUUUGUUGGUAUGCAGCACUUGGUCUUCCAGUACUUCCCACAUCCUACUAGAUCAGCUCUCCGGGUGCCACCUGUAAACGGCACAGUUUUAGAUGAAUGUUCCUGCUACAAUAAAGGCAUGAAGCACAACUGUUCAGUGCUCACGACUUACUCUACUAUGCAUUCGAGCAGCACCAAACCAAGCCCAACUCUGCAAGCUUCGCUGGAGAGGACACACAUGAUUGUUGGGCCAACUUACCUACCA